Molecule: messenger RNA, 794 nt
Organism: Porites evermanni
Lineage: Eukaryota; Metazoa; Cnidaria; Anthozoa; Scleractinia; Poritidae
Source: the annotation of a GenBank genome assembly
AUGAUGAUCGACACAGGUGCAUCUGUUAACCUUUUAGAUGAAGCGACAUUUCAUCGCAUUGACUGUGGUAACAAACUCCUAGAGCAUGCUCACAGCAAGAUUUAUUCUUAUGGAUCUGAUACUCCCCUGCCACUGCUAGGAACACUUUCAACAACUAUCAAGUCCAGUAGUAAUAGUACUACCACCCAGUUACAUGUUGUGAAGGGAAACACAGGAGACCUCCUCAGCUACAACACUGCACAGAAGCUUGGAUUGAUUACAAUAUCUGUUAACACUACCACUGUCACAGAUGUGAACAAGGACAGCCCAGAGUCUCUACAAGAGGAAUUUGAAUGUUUAUGUGGAGGCAUAGGAAGACUACGAAACAAAAUAGUUAAGUUACAUGUUGACCCUGACAUCACACCCAGACAACAGCCACACCGCAGGAUUCCCUUUCAUGUGCGUGGAGACGUUGAAAAGGAGCUUGAAAGGUGAGAGAGAUUGACUAUCAUCGAAAGAUUUGAGGGCCCCACACCCUGGAUUAGCCCCAUAGUUGUCGUACCCAAGAAAUCCGGAGUGCGGAUCUGUGUUGACAUGCCAGAGGCGAAUAAAGCAGUCAAGAGACUCCAGAGUCAAGAGUCUCCAGAGACUCAAAGACAACAACCUUCGCCUCAACAAGGACAAAUGCGAGUUCUCUAAGAGUGAAAUCAGGUUCUAUGGCCAUUAGUUCCAGUGGCGUCAAGCCCGACCCCAAGAAAAUUGAAGCAAUACGCAAUGCAAGCCCAACGCAGAACGCCAGUAAUACCAAGUCCCUC